Messenger RNA from Crotalus tigris (Tiger rattlesnake), 2695 nucleotides. Its product is annotated as cytochrome b ascorbate-dependent protein 3. The transcript is spliced from 7 exons. Gene Ontology annotation, molecular function: oxidoreductase activity. Bases 264 to 992 code for a protein of 242 amino acids. The record is from RefSeq and is a predicted model, not a curated record. Gene Ontology annotation, cellular component: lysosomal membrane. Lineage: Eukaryota; Metazoa; Chordata; Lepidosauria; Squamata; Viperidae.
GCGGGGUUUCCACCGUAAGAGCGAACAGAGGGGCUUAAGUUCUUCGUCUGCAAUGAGCGGCGAAGACCAUAUUGAAGGGUCUGUUGAGGACUGGAACUACUUUUCCCGACUCUCUCUGCGACUUAGGCGGAAGCGAGAAAAAGUAUUGAAAAGUUGCCUGGCAAUUUGGAGAAAGUACUAUGUUUAAAGAAAAUAUUCAAAAAGAGCAAGCACAUCCAUUUCCUUUCUCCAUCUAUUAAGGUGUGCUUCCAAGUAGCACUGAGAUGCCUACAGUUCCAUUUCUCCCAUAUUCAAUCCUUGUGGGAAAUCUGGCUAUUUUGUGUUUGGGGCUUACAAUAUACUGGAGUCAGCACUGGCUUCGCGGCUUUGCCUGGGAUGGUUCUCACAAGAUGUUUAAUUGGCACCCAGUUCUCAUGGUGACAGGCAUGGUGAUCUUAUAUGGUGCAGCAGCCUUGGUGUACCGUUUGCCCUUUUCUCAAGUGGGUUCCAAGCUCCCUUGGAAGGUGCUGCAUGCAACACUUGCUCUGACAGCAUUUAUUUUUGCCAUUCUGGGAUUGGAGGCUGUCUUCAGGUUUCACAAUGUGCAGAAAAUCCCCAACAUGUACUCUCUACACAGCUGGCUUGGGCUCUCUGCUGUGCUACUUUUUUCAUGCCAGUGGUUAAUGGGGCUUGCUUCUUUUUUGUUGCCUUGGACGCCCAUCUGGUUCCGAGCCCUCUACAAACCUGUCCAUGUUUUCUUUGGUUCUAUCAUCCUUGGUUUGGCUAUUGCAUCCUGCAUCUCAGGCAUUAAUGAAAAGUUAUUCAUGAAAUUAAAAAAUUCAACAAUACCAUAUUCCAAGCUUCCUGCAGAGGCUUGGUUUGCCAACAUUCUGGGAAUGUUGAUCUUGGUGUUUGGAUUGUUAGUGUUGUUGGGUCUUGCCAUACCAGGAUGGAAACGUCCAGAUGUGAAUUCACAAGACAUUCGAGAGCCUCUGUUACGAGAAGCCAGAUGAAGAAUUAAAGAACAGCUGUGCAGUUUACUUCCUCUAAGAGUUUUUUCAUUGAGGUUUGCAGCCUUACUUGCUGCUGUUCUCAUCAGUACAGGAGCUCACAUCAUGAACUAAUUCAAUAAGAGAAGACUUUUCUGGUAACAGACAUUCAAAUUUGUUCCUGAGUCUGAUUUUUAAACUUCAAAUGUUUGUACUGUCAAGGAUUGCUGGACAUUCAACCACAUUUGAACAAAUCCGUUUGCUAAAGUGCCAUAAAGUUCACAGAUUUUUGUGCUUUUCUAUAGCCAAUUAAAAUCCCAAAUAAUCAAAGAAAAGCUGCCUUUUUUCCUGAUACUUGGGUGAAAGGAUGUUCUACAGCAGAUAUUUUGUGUAAGUUCAGAGCUGCGUUAUUUUUUAAUGGAAUGUGAUCUAAUUUUCUGUGUUUUUUAAUAUGAAUCUGUUCAGAUUCCACAUAUUAUAGAACAUAGUUUGUUAGCUUUGAUUUAACAUGUUAGGUGAAGCCAGUAUAGAGGGCCUCAGCCUUCUCUUGAUUGAAAGAGAAAAGCUUUCAUUUUGUUCAGUAAUACAUCAGAUAGACAGCCAAAUCUUUUACCAAUUCACCCACAUAAGUUGUGUUUAUAUAACAUUUCAAGCCAUAAUUUGUUUAAUGGUGAUUUACCAAAUAAACAAAUGACUGGGUUCCCAUAAAAUCUUAACCCCUGGUUUACAAAACACAUUACCUAGAUUUAUAUGAUUGGGCAAAUAAGCAAACCAAAUGUGGCACAGUGCAAUAGUUUGUAAAGAUUUUGGACUUGGGACCACUUUAAUUUGUUAAAAAUGAUCGAAGUCCCCAAAGAACUUGGGUUUAUAUGGAUUAUAUCUAUCAAUAGUUACUGCGUUAGAAAUUAAAACUGAGAAAUUUUAAGAUAUUUGAUUUUGUGGAUCCCUGAUUACACUUAGAAAACUGCUGGUGUAAUGUAUUAUGCAACUACUUUGUUACCUUUUCAUGGUUUCUAUUUACUUGGAAUCAAUGGAAAUAUUUUUUCCAACUUUUUUCAUUUGAUUACUGUAAACACUUCUGAUCUAAAGAAAACACUGAGAUUUCAUGGGCUAUAAUUAGGUAUUCACACAUGCUAAUUAAAUAUUUUUUUAAAAAAAUAUUUGGAGUUUUUUCAAAUGGUCCAAAACCUGAACUACCUAUUUCCCACCAAUACAGUUCUUCUGUAUCUAUUUGUGUCAGUGAAACAUAAUCUUAUUUUUGUGUUAACAGUACUGUGGCUACUGAAAUUCACAUGUAGUUGAUGACAAAACAUAAUCAUUAGUUAGCUUUAAAAUGCCUCCUUUGCAACAAAUUUAUUCUCAGAAUAGACUUUGUCCAUUUGUGAGGGUGAAGAGUAUACAUAUAAUAAUGUCUGAAACACUUGUCUUACAAUCAUGUGACUCUAUAGUUAAGUUUACUUUUUUCUGAGAGCUACAAUCUAAUCACCUUAUUUUAAGCCAUCUUUCAUUAGAGUUUAAAUAUGAGACUUUGCAUUGGAUCACAUGUCUAGUCUAACAAGAUACAUCACCUUAUAUGCUGUCACGAGAUUAAAUCUUAUUUAGAAAAAAUAAUAAUGGAUCCUUGAUGCCUUUCUUAUUUCUAAUAAUGUGAAAAUUGAGCCGUUUUCUUAUCUGUGCUAAAUCGCUUAAUAAUGCUAAUAAAAGAUUAUGCUGUUCUUCAUAAACAA